AUGACCGUCCUACAUGAUUCGAAGCCCUCAAGCCACUUGGGUCAAUUCAAAACUACAGAGCAUCUUCGGGCACUGUUCUUUUGCCCAAAGAUGGACAAUGAUAUGGGAGAAUACAUAUGGAGUUGCGAUACAUGUCAAAGCAAUAAAAGCUCCAGUCAUGAAAAGUACAGGAUGCUACCACAUUUAGAGGUCCCCAAUACUCCUUGCAGCUCCAUUUCUAUGGACUUUUUCGUUAGUUUGCCAGAAUCUGAAGCCUAUACCCGUAUCGCGUUUAUUUUUGGACGCUUUACAAAAAUUACCUACUUCAUACUGCUCAAGACCGAGGCAACAAUCAAGGAACUUUCGCAUAUAUUCCUUCAAGACAUAUGGCGACUACAUGGACUAUCCGAAGUAAUCAUUUCUGAUCGGGACUUCAGAUUCGAAAGCAAGUUCUGGCAUUCAUUGAUCAAGCUUCUCGGAGUCAACCUUUGUCUGUCUAAGGCAUAUCGUCCUCAAGCUGACAGGGUUACUGCCGCUUGCACAUUCUACGCGAACUAUGGGUUCGAGCCUGAUUCCGAUUGGCAUUCGCGCAGAAGGAAGCUGGAUAAUGCCAAUGUUUCCAGCGCCUUACUAAAGUUCAAGUGGAAAGCUCUUUGGAAAACUAUGAGGACUGAUAUUUUUAAGGCACAGGCCCGGCAGAAGAAAUGGUAUGACCAGAAGCAUAUGAAUGCUCCAGAACCUUAA
Molecule: messenger RNA, 723 nt
Organism: Morchella sextelata
Lineage: Eukaryota; Fungi; Ascomycota; Pezizomycetes; Pezizales; Morchellaceae
Exons: 3
Coding region: 1-723 (240 amino acids)
Biological process (GO): DNA integration
Molecular function (GO): nucleic acid binding
Source: RefSeq, a predicted model, not a curated record